Molecule: messenger RNA, 1521 nt
Organism: Chlorella variabilis
Lineage: Eukaryota; Viridiplantae; Chlorophyta; Trebouxiophyceae; Chlorellales; Chlorellaceae
Exons: 7
Coding region: 1-1521 (506 amino acids)
Source: RefSeq, a predicted model, not a curated record
AUGGACGUGGCUGCAGGCCUUGCCUGGGCCUUCCAGGAUGUGAUGGCAGAGUGGUACCUGGGCGACUACGGCACACCUUCCUCCCUGCUGGAGACUGCCGACCAGUUUGAUGUGGUGGCCAUGGCCACCUUCCCAGAGGAGGGCCCCGGCAUGCCGCUGCAGCGGCAGCUAGUGGAGCGCGCCGCGCCGCCGCACCAGCGCUUGCUCUUGGGAGUGCACAACCCCGUCCAGCUGCUGGCAUCCGCGCAGUGGCUGCCGGAGAUGCUUCUGAAGCAAGUGCUGGCACAGCCGGCGCAGGCGCAGGUGGCGCCAGCAGCAGGGAGCGGCCCUCCUGCCAACGACGGCCGCACGGCAGCCACCCUGCCGCCGCAGGUGCAGCUGGUAGCGCUGUCCCCCAACGUGGCAGCUUACACCCGCUCGCUGCUGGAGGCCUGGGCAGGCGGCAUGCGCCCCGGCCCCACACCAAUCCUCGAUGUGCCAUGGCUGCCUCCGCUGGUGCCCUGGAGCCACUCUCCUGCAGCCGGCGGCAGCAGCGAUGGGGAUGGAAGCCGUGAGGGUGGCCAGCGCGGCAUCAGCAGCAGCUCCGAGCACGGCGGCAGCAGUAGUAGCAGCAGCGGGAAAGACGGUGCCUACCGCCACCUGUGCAUCCAGGGCAGCAUCCACCCCACCCGCCGCGACUACGCCGCCGCCUUUGCCGCCGCCUCGCACCCCGCGGUGUUGGCUCAGCUGGCACGCGGCAACGAGUCGCUGCUGCUGGUGGGCGGGCUGAGGCGGGAGGAGCCUGUGCCGCCCAUCCCAGAUGCCCUCCGCCCCUUUGAGUAUUAUGACACACUGUCCCGCUGCCGCGCCAUCCUCACCGCAUUUCCAGACACGGACGCAUACCUCGUAAACAAGUCGAGCAGCACGCUGGCGGCCGCAAUUACUGUGGGCGUGCCUCUGGUGGCUGAGGAGCGAGUGUUCGUCGCCUACUCCUAUCUUCAGCAGCAGGCGGCAUUUGCCUAUGACUCGCCACCAGGGGCGGCGGAGCACUACCCUGCCGCCGAGGCGGCAGCAGCCGCGGCCGGCAUUGUGGCCGCACAAACGCCGCAGGCUCGCCUGGCAAGGCGCGCACUGCGGGGGGGUGACGACGCCAUCGCGGAGCUGCCAGCAGGAGACGUGGAGGCAGCGGAGGCAGCGGAGGAUGGGGAGCAGGCACAAGAUGAGCAUUUGAAUGAGGAGGAGGAACGCGACCAGCAGCAGCAGCAGCAGCAGCAGCGCUCCUGGCUGUCGCCAUGGCAGCAGCAACCCGAGAACGAGCAGCCAGAGCAGGAGGCGGGGCAGCCGGAGGCGGGCAGCUACUCGGCGGCGCUGCUGCGCGCUUUCGAGCCGGGCGCGGCAGCGGCAGCGCACGAGGCGGCGCGCAGCCUGAAGGUGGAGCUGAUGCAGCAGAAUGUGGAGGUGGCACGGCAGUUCCUGCUUGGAGCAGCUGCCAGGGCGGCGGCGGCGGCGCUCGAGGCCACAGCAAGGGCAGGGACGGGGUGA